Molecule: messenger RNA, 3297 nt
Organism: Engraulis encrasicolus (European anchovy)
Lineage: Eukaryota; Metazoa; Chordata; Actinopteri; Clupeiformes; Engraulidae
Gene: golm2
Product: golgi membrane protein 2
Exons: 10
Coding region: 333-1955 (540 amino acids)
Source: RefSeq, a predicted model, not a curated record
ACAAGUGUUGUGCUUGUGUGGCUGUUAGCGGGCUCUGUAAGAAACGUACAAAUUAGGUAAAGAUUCCUCCUAAUACAAGUAACAAGUCCAGUUCUACGUGGCCAUCCAGAUUGUCAGCAUUUGGUCGGUCAAGCUUGGUGAGGAGUACUGUAUUAUGAAGACUGCUGGUGUGUAGCUAGCUCCUUAGCUAACGUCUCAGCCAGCCUGGCGGCGACCACCACUACACGUUACCGUGGUUAGUGUAUGCAAAGAGACGUCGCAUCUCGAGUCUCACUUAAUUGAGAGCAUCUAUUUAUUAUUAUUUAUUGGAUUUAAGACAGACUUGUUAUAAGAUGGUAGGGUUCAGCGCCAACCGACGCGGAGGCCGCUUGCCUUCCUUCAUUCUCAUCGGCUUGAUGGUGAUAAUCGCCAUCCUCUCGUUCAACUACUGGAGCGUGUCUAACAAACACGGGCGCCUGCUGGACGAGCUCAGCGAGGUGCAGACGCAGGUGAAGCGGACGGACGCGGCCCGGAGCCGCCUGGAGAAGCGCAACUCGGAGCUGAUGGUGCAGGUGGACUCGCACAGGAAGCAGAUCGAGCAGAAAGACGGAGACUUCAACGUGAUGGAGGGCAAGCUGCAAGCUCGGGAGGCACUGAUCAAGAAAUGCACCGAUGAAAAGAUUAGGGCUCAGAAUGACCUCUCUGCCCAGCUGAAUGAGAACCAGCGGAUGAAAGAGCAGCUAAAGGACAUGAGAUCGGAGCUCAUGAAGCUGGAGGAGACCCUGAGGGAGGUGAAGAAGAACAACACGCACACCGAGAGGAAACUGGAGUACGAGAGCCUGCAGUGUGGGCGUCAGAUUGCCCAGCUGAAGGACGAUUACGAGGAGAAGACGAAGACACUGGAGUCACAGGCAGCAGAACUCAGGAAGUCUCUGGAGUCCCAGCGUGUGUUGGCUGCUGCCGCAGGGGCGGGGGCAGUAGAGGGGGGUGCGGACGGAGAGGGCCAGACGGCAGGAGAGCGCCUCCCGCAGGCCAUUAAGGAGAAGGACCACACCGACCUGAAGGCCCCAGAGGAGAUGGGGAAGCCUGGCAGUGACGCUGGCAUGCCUGGCAUUGAGGACAGCGAAGUGGGCAAGCUGGAGGACAUUCAGUUUGGUCUGAAGAAGCCCUCCAUCACCCAAAAGCAAGGCGGGGGCGGUGGCGCUGCCCCCCUCCUGGUCCUCCCCCCGGGGGCCUCCCUGAGGGACGACAGGGGAGGAGGCAUGGGAGGUGGAGCGGGCCCCGGCCCCGGAGCUGGAGUGGGCCCCGCACCCCCUGCCCCGGGGGUCCCCGUAGCCCUGGAGGGCGCCGGGGUGGGCAUCCUGGAGAGGCCUGAUCUGCCCCAGGGGGGCGUAGGGGGUGGGGGCGUGGAGGCCAGAGGAGGGGUGCUCUUACAGCAUCAGGUGCAGGUGCAGCAGCAGGCUCCACAGGCCCAGGGGGACAGACCCAUACUCAUAGAUGAGGACACCAAGACUGGGGACAAGAUGCACGCCGACGAACUGGGGGAGCAGAGGAGACAGCUGAGAGCUCCUGAUGUGAAGCUCCUCCCCCUGGAUGCGAAGGCCAAUCUGGCGCUGCCUCCCAACCCGGCCCAGGUAUUGCCCAAUCCCAUCGAGCCGCGCCACGCCCCCCGGGAGCCUGGCCCCGCCCCUGCCGAACCCCCACGCCAUCGCCAGAGCCGCUUCUUUGAUGAGAACGAGAGUCCUGUAGAGGCUGGGGGUCAGCAGCAGCAGGGAGGCUCAAAGAUGGCCGACUACAACGGCGACGACGGGAACGUGGGCGAGUACGAGGCCGACAAGCAGGCCGAGCUGGCCUACAACGAGGAGGAGGACGGGGACGGAGGAGAGGAGGACGUGCAAGAUGACGAUGAGCGAGACCUGCCGGGGGACAGAGGGGUGGACUACGGCAAACGUCACCAGGCCAACGAGAUCCUGUAAGGAACUGCUGCAAUCAUCACCACGGAAACAUUGGAACCCAGUCAUCAGAACAUCACGGCAGAACAUCGGAACCCUGUCAGGCUGGUUGCUUGAGAUGUGUAGUAGAGAACUACGGACAGCUUGACCUUGACCUUGACUACGACCUUGUCUUUGACCUUGGUGCGAUGAUGUUCAAGGUUACUAAGCAAGCAGGGUUUUAUUUUUUUAUUUUUUUGAAAGACUGGAUGAAUUUAAAGGAGUUCCAUAUUUUUUUGCUAAGUUGUCCUUGCCUGCUAUGUGAUGAUGGACAAUAUGGCAGACAUUUUUCAGAGGUGGAGGACAGUAUGAACUGGGAUGUGGAGAUGGGGGUUAGGGUGGGGCGUGGUGGGGUUGGAAUGGGAUGGGAUGGGAUGGGGGAUCUUUAUAAAGUUUAUAAUGAACUAUUGAAGGAGUAAUGACUUGGUGUUGGCUUGCAUCGAAAAUGUGAGUAACUUAUUGCCAUUUUUACGUGUUUUGUCCCUUACCUUCCUCACAGAGGUAUGGUUGCCCAAGGUGGUAAUGAUUUAUGUACUGUGCGAAAAUUGUGUAUGUAUAUAUGCGAAUAAUAUGUACAUGGGAGAUGUUUUUGUUUACAAGUUUUGGUUGUCCCCCUUUUUCAGUGAUUUUUUUUUUUUAAAGAAGGGGCAUUUUGUAUCAAGAAAUUCUGCUGAGACAGAACUGUCAUUCAUCCUGACAUGGGGAGACUGUGUACGGAUCAAGAGUACUAGAACACUCUACCUGGACGGCGGAGUUUUCCGGAAGUUCUCCUUUGAAAACCUUGCUCUGGAUAAGCGCGCUGAGGAUGUGACUAAUUAUUAAGGACCCAGUUGUUCCAUUUUUCUACGUAGCUUCUUCUUAAGAAUCUUGGAAUUGAGGUACGCUUCCAUAAUUCCGGAACUGCACUCCCAAGGAAUUUCUACAGAAAUUCCCUCCGUGCCUACUGGGAUUGCCAGAGCCGCGUGGCUACUUGCUCAGUGGACGCAACUUUUUUUGUGGACAAGAGAAAAGAGGUCGCCAGAAAUGGCUCUCGAAACUCUCCUCUUCCUCAGCGUCAGUGUUUUUGAGGGGACAUUUUUUUUUCCAGUGGCGUGAGGAAGACCAACCUCACUAAAGAGACAGUUGAUGCAUGCAGAAUAAUAAUAUUAUGGCCGGCUUGAGCGUCAAGCCAAUACAUGUAGAAAUACAGUACGGCAAACUCUAGCAAUACAUACAUUCAAAAACACCCACACACACACUCCAGAUUCUGAUUUUUGAAGGGUUAAAUUUAUAUUUUUGAUUUACCUGUAGCUGAAGCGUACACACACACACACACACACACACACAC